ACAACAUUGAGUUCUGCUUUCAAAGUUGAGAUGCACAAUAAUUGUUUCUCAGCUUUACGCAUAAGCCUUACGCACAAACGAAACUAACUCAAGAGACUGUUUCAUUGAUUAAAACAUGGAGGACAUUUUAGCGCGUAAUGUGACUUUUUCUGCGCCGGAGUGCGCUGGAGCACAGCCUGAUGCGCAGCACAAUGCGACCUCUUGGAACUUGGAAAGGUCCAACAUGAGCUGCAGCAACGCGUCCGUGCUCCGAUCACAGUACACCAGGCACCGGGGUGACAACCACACCCUGCGCAUCUUCUUGUACUCCCUGAUCUUCUUCUUGAGCGUGUUUGGAAACCUACUGAUCAUCGUGGUGCUGACGGUGAACAAGCGAAUGCGCACAGUCACCAACACCUUCCUCCUGUCACUGGCGGUGAGCGACCUGAUGAUGGCGGUAGUGUGCAUCCCGUUCACUCUCAUCCCCAGUAUCCUCAAGGACUUCAUCUUCGGUGCGGCCAUGUGCAAGAUCGUGGCCUACCUGAUGGGCAUCUCCGUCAGCAUCUCCACGUUUAGCCUGGUUGCCAUAGCAAUUGAACGCUACAGUGCCAUCUGUAACCCUCUGAAGUCGCGGGUGUGGCAGACGCGCUCCCAUGCCUACAAAGUCAUCGCGACCACCUGGGUGCUGGCCUUCAUCAUCAUGAUCCCCUACCCUGUGGUCAGUCACCUACAGCGGGUGCAGCGAGUCGAUAAUUCCACAGCUCACCUGUGUCGCCACAAGUGGCCCCUGGCCACCGCCGAGCAGACAUGGUACAUCUUGCUGUUGCUUGUGCUGUUUGCCAUCCCUGGUGUAGUGAUGAUUGUGGCCUAUGGACUCAUCUCUAGGGAGCUGUACCGAGGCAUUCAGUUUGAGAUGGGACACAAGAAGGGCUCUUCAGAUGUGAAAAAUGGCCUGACCUCCACUCUGUCCACUGGGAGCGACGAUGGCGAUGGUUGCUAUGUGUCCCAGCGGCCCGCGUCCAUGGAGAUGUCCAGCGUGGGCCACAACAAGUCCCAGAAGUCGGACCGUCCCCGCAGCAACACCUCCGAGGCAAAACUGGAAGCUAAGAAGCGCGUAAUCCGUAUGCUAGUGGUCAUCGUGGUCAUGUUCUUUAUCUGCUGGAUGCCCAUUUACUGCGUCAACACUUGGAGAGCCUUUGACAAUGUCUCGGCCUUGCACGCUCUUUCCGGCGCUCCCAUUGGUUUCAUCCACCUCCUCUCCUACACCUCUGCCUGCGUUAACCCCAUCAUCUACUGCUUCAUGAACACGCGGUUUCGUAAAGCCCUCCUGGUCACCUUUUCUUGUUGCUCGUCACCCUGCCGCCAUCGCCGCCACUCGAUACGGGAACACGAGGAGGACGCCAUGGCCACUGCAGCAUCCAUGUCUAAGUUUAGCUAUACCACAGUGAGCACUAUGGGUCCCUGUUGAGGACAUCUGCAUAAAAAUAAACUUCAAACCGUGAUGUUGGGGUAAAAAAUUAUAUUGUAGCAGUAG
Messenger RNA from Periophthalmus magnuspinnatus, 1513 nucleotides. RefSeq names its product cholecystokinin B receptor b (gene cckbrb). NCBI's taxonomy places the organism in Eukaryota, Metazoa, Chordata, Actinopteri, Gobiiformes, Gobiidae. Gene Ontology annotation, cellular component: membrane. The coding region runs from base 116 to 1447 and encodes 443 amino acids. The record is from RefSeq and is a predicted model, not a curated record. Gene Ontology annotation, molecular function: gastrin receptor activity; neuropeptide receptor activity. The transcript has 5 exons. Gene Ontology annotation, biological process: neuropeptide signaling pathway.